AAUGGCACCCAUCACUACCCUUGUCAUCUUCCUUAUCUCUUCACUUCGUUUUCUUUUAAAUCCUCAGCCAAUUAACGGGUUCACUUCUGCAGAAAUUCCCAUGCCGUAUCCGCCAUUGGGUUUUGGUUUUUUGCACAUCCACCCACAUGCUCUCUCCAUUCUGUAAUUGAUGUCCCAUCAUCACUUGCAGGCUCUCCAUUCAGACAUAUCACAUGGCAGCUGCUUCCUUUGGAUGCAUGAAUCCCUCCCCUCCCAUGCUUGAAUCCAGCUGUUUUUUAUUUUGGGAUUUGGAGAAUCGGAUUCAUGGAGAAGAGAAAUCUCAUUUUAAAUUCUCCCUUUCAUUUCUUAUUCAUAUUUUUAUUACGGCGCCAUAGUGUUGAAAUGACAACCAUCGUUAUUUGUCUUUUUCUCGGGAUAAAAUGAAUACAUUGUAAAUUUUUGGUAAUUUGGGAAGACAUUGAAGCAAUCUUUAGAUGUAAAGAGCUUUGCAAAUUGAGGGUUAGUUCGAAGAAUAUGUGUACUUUUACCAAAAAAAAUUUUCUGGGCGAAUGUUUUGUUACAAUAUGAUUCUAUGGAGUCAGCGCUGGAUGUUUUAACAUCUGACGCUGUCGACGUAACAAAGUAAAAAAGAUAUUUUUUCUUCUACUUUUCUAUUCGUCUUGGGCUAUCUUCAUUCAAAUAUAUAUAUUUAGUUAGUUAUUACAACCUAAAGAAGAAGUUGAAUACUUGAAGUUCAAUUCGCGUAGCGCGCGCGCGAGAGAGAGACAGAGAGAUGCAUCUAUGGCCAUCGAUGAGGAUCAGGGACUCAUUCAAGAUUGGUUACCUGAGAAACCUCGAGUGGAACCUUAAUAGAAUGAAAAGCGAAAAGCCGGAGCCUUCAAACAGUCAGAAACUGUUGAGUAAUGAAGAACCGGUUACCAAAGGAAGAGAAUCUGCGACACCCAGUUCAGAGAUUCGUGGUGGGGCACUUGCGGUGUGCAGGGAGAUUGUGAUGCUUCUCUCGUGCUGUUAUUGCUGUUUCUGCUGUGGAGCUUGCAUUGAUGAAGAUGAGAAGUGAAGCAGUAUUUGGCAGCGCAUUUGGUUGUUCAAUCUAUCCUGGAAAUAACCAGAUUGCAUAAAUUGGAAAUUAGCAAAUCUUCUUCUGUACAGGUUUUGUUACAAGCAUGUUAAAUUAUAAACCAGAUUUCUUUUUGUUUUUUGUCCAAAGUAUAAAUUUGCUAUGUAUCUUGAUGAAUACUGGUACUUUCUAAUUAAGUAUAACACGUUCCUCACUAUUUUGUG
Corylus avellana is the source of this 1281-nucleotide messenger RNA. RefSeq lists its product as uncharacterized. The record is from RefSeq and is a predicted model, not a curated record. NCBI's taxonomy places the organism in Eukaryota, Viridiplantae, Streptophyta, Magnoliopsida, Fagales, Betulaceae.